This is a messenger RNA of Paramecium octaurelia, 9203 nucleotides long. NCBI's taxonomy places the organism in Eukaryota, Ciliophora, Oligohymenophorea, Peniculida, Parameciidae. The record is from the annotation of a GenBank genome assembly.
AUGCUCAAGUAAAUUUCAUUAUUUUUACAAAUUUCUUUGUAUUUAUUUAUCAUAGAUUUAAGUUUUAUACAGCAAGCAACUAGUGAUUUUGAGGUUAUUGAUGAGGAAUAGUCAUUUUACAAGACAACAAAUAAAAUUGAAUUAGAUGAAAAUUAUAGCUAUGGAUAUGAAUUUUGGUUCAAAUUUAACCUAAUCCCUCAGCAGACUUAUUAAGAAGUAUUUGAAGAGGAAUACUUAACAGUUCGUUACAACAACUAAGAAUAUAGCAAUACUUUUUUAAUUUUUUCUGAGUGGGAUUCUCACUCUAAGUAAUUUACUGUUCUUUAUUUCCUAUAAUAAACAUACUCACAAUGUUGUACUCUCUUUGUUAUACUGUAUCUUUAGAAUUAAUAUUACAAUUAUUACUCAUAGUAUAUUGGAUUUUUAAACUUAGAGGGAAGUUGGGUAUACACUCAUUUUGGUUUCUAGAGGUACACAAAUAAAUUUUAAUGGUUUUUGUAUUCUUCUGAAGACAGAUGGGUUUGGGGAUAGGAUUAUUAAAUUGAUGGGAUAUUGUAAGAGUUAACAGAAAUCACAAAUAUAGUUGGCGGAAGUGGAAAAAUUUAAUACUUAAAUUAUGAACUCAAUCUUCAAAAAAUUAGAGGAAGAUUCACCUCAGUAAUUUUUACCAAGGGAAUUUUAAAUAAAGAAGCAUUACAAUGGUCCCUAUAAUAUAUUUAACUUCCUGACAUCUGUUCUGGAAUUAUAUUUGAAAUUUUAUAUGGAAUUUAAUAUCUGGAUGGGACAAAUUACUAAGAAAGAGUUAUGUUUUUGAAAGGCAAGAAAUUUAUUAUAAGAGGAUGGAAUAAGCUAAACAUUAAUAAGGUAAUAAGUUGAUAAAUUUUAGAAUUAAUACUAAGAUUCACAUUUAUAAAUGAUGAGAAUUACUUCUAAUAAAGUCUAUACAGAAAACAGUAAUAUUGGAGAUAAGCUAUUUUAAUUAAUUUAUAUCCUAAAUUCCGAUUUAAAUAAACAAUCUAGUAUUCAAGUGAAUGCUUAAAGACUAACUCUUCCCUUUUCAUCCUUCUACUAUGAAUCAUAUUUCGACAGAUUUUAUUAUUAUGAUGAUCUAAUGCUAAAGAGGUUGUCUAAUUGGGUCUACUUUAGUUUUGAAUAAGGCGGCAUAUACUAAUAAUUAUUCAAAAUAUUCUUUACAUAUGAUUCUUUCAGUCUGUCAUAUGACUUUGGAAAUAAAUACUAUCCUAACUCUAUCUACUAAUUAGCUGAUGUUCCCCUUUACAUCCUUAUCGGAGGAGAUAAGUUUUCAAGUCGAUUUUAUUAUGAAGGAUACGUGCAGAAUUUAUAAAUUUUGACCUGCUUAUCCGAAUUCGACUUAUAUUAAUAAUAUAACCCUUAAUAGGAUUGUAAAUAUUAAAUUUAUCAUUAGAUUGCCAUCCAUUUUGUAAAACGUGUAAUGGGCCUAAUUAAAAUAACUGUUUAAGUUGUCAUGAUUAUCAAAACAGAGAAUAUUACAUGGGCAAAAAUUUAUGCAUUUGUAAGUUUGGAUUUACUGAAAUGCCCUAUUUGUUUGCUUGUUCAAAAAUUUAUACUGAGUAUAAAAAAGAAAUAGAGGUAGAGAAAUAAUCGGAAGAAUGCUAAAUCAAUAGAGAAAUUAAUGGUCUUUCAAUAUGUUCAAGUUGGUAUUCUAUUUUAUAAGAUAUGUUAGUCCUGAAAUCAAUUAUAGAUGCUAUGAUUGCAUUUUGAAUCCUAAUAAUUGGAUUUCUAAUCCUUUGUGUACAAAGGAUAUUGUAUAUUCUAGUUUAAAAAGUUCAUCUAUGUUAAUAAAAAAUAGAGAUUCAAAAGACUAUACUGUUUAUACCUUGGAUCUUGAAUUUGGAUUUUAACUUUGUGAAGGUUGUGGAAAACUAUGUGCGAAAGGCGAAGAAGGAUGUAAUCAUAUAGAAGGAAGAACUCAUUUAAAUGAAAAGGUUUGGGUAAAAUGCAAAAUGGAGGGCUUUUAUUUUGAAGAUAACAGUUGUCAAAGAUGCAAACCAUAAUGUUUGAUUUGUGUUUCACUAAAUCAUUGUUAAUCUUGUUUGGAUGGAUGCUAUCUAAAAGAUGGAGACUGUUUUCAAUGCCAAAAAGAAUGUAAAUAAUGUUUAUAUAAUGAUUAACAAAAUAUUAUAUGCACAGCUUGUAUUGAAGGAUAUGGAUUAUUUUAGGGGUCCUGUUAAAAGUGCGGAUCCCAUUGUCUUAGUUGUGAACAAAGCAUAAACAACGUGAAUCAAAAUGUAUUUUUAAGAUGUUUAAAUUGUGAAGAUAAUAAAAAAUUCAUGAUAAGUUAUGAUUAAUUUAAUUGUAUUGAAAAUCGCAUAAAUAAUUGUAACUAUGGGUUCAUUUAUUCAUCAAAAAAUCGAGUUUUGAAUACUUUAAGAUUAGAGUAAGAUUUUAUUGAAUUUGAUACCGCUGUUUUUGGAUGUGCAUAAUGUGAACAGUAUUAUGAAUAUGAUAUUCAAAAUUAACUUUGCAAAUUUAAAUAUGUGGAAUACUGCGAAUAAUUAAUUCUAGAUUAUGGACAAGAGCAGUGCUUAGUUUUUACAAAUUACUUAGUUAUAUUUCCCUAUUAUCCAUCCAGAGUAUAUGCUAAUGAUUUGGAGUGUGAUAAAAACAUUCUCUAAUGCCUCAAAUGCUUACGUGUAUAUAAUAAUCAAUAUUGUCUUGUUUGUAAAACUGGUUACUAUGCUUAUUGGGAUGGUGUUUGCAUAGAAUGUCCAAAAAGCUUAAAUUGUAAAAAUUGUUAUAUUCAGUCAAAAAAAUAUAAAGACGGUUGGAAAAAAAAUAUUAGAGUUACAUUUGAAUAUUUCUAUAUUGACCAUUUUGUUGAUUAAUCGCUAUUCAAAUAUCUAAAUUCUAAACCAGAUGAUGAGUAUGAAAUAUUUUGUUAUGAUUGUUGGUAAGACUAUGAGUUAUACAAUGGGUUGUGCAUUCAAGCCUGUGAUUGUGUUUCCUGUGUGAAAGUAGAUAAUUAGAACAUUUGCGAAGUCAGCCCUUACUUUUAAGAUUUCAAAUCUCUAACCAUAAUUGAGGGUAAAAUCAUAGAUUGUUCAACCUAUUGUUUAUUUUGUUUUCCAUUACUUUAAGAAGAAAUUUAUCAGAUAAAUCCAUACUUUUAGAAUGCCGUAUAUUCUUACUAUUCUAAUAAAUGCUUAAUUCCAAACUCAAAUUUCAAUAACUUGGUUUAUGAUCCACAUCUUCAACAAUAUAAAUAAUGCUCAACUCAUUCGAAUUGCUAGAUGGAAAUAUCCAUAAACUAUUUCCUAAUUUGCCAAAAUGAACAGACAUAUCAAAAUGAAGAUUCUGUAAUAUUGAUUACAAUAUAAGAGUUAUUCUCUAGUAGUGAUGAAUAGAGAUUUAAGGAUUUCUAAAAUUAAGGGUUUUAUGAAUAUGCCAACGCUCAAAUGAUAGAAAAUAUUAUCAUAAAUAUUGAAGUUUAAGACUCUUAGUAAUGUUUAUUACCUCAAUUUUCAUUAUUGAGUAACUAAUUUUUAACAAACAUAUUCUCAAUAAAAAAUGUUAAAUUAUUUAUUUACAGUUAAAACACAGCUGAAUUUGUAGUUAAUGAACUUUACAUAUAGAGUUUCUAAUACAUCCAGCUUGAAAAUAUAUAAUUUAAACCAUACUUUCAGAGCUCAUUUAGUUUAUUAAUGUAUUCUUUAUUAGAACAAUAAUUAAUCUUUAGGAAUUUGAAUUUUACUAAUUAAAAACAAUUGAAUUAAUUCUAAAUAAAUAUUAAUUAUAUCAAUAAUGUUGAAUGGCAUAACGUAAGAUUUAGCGAUAUAGAUACUGAUUCGGUUUAUGGAUUAAUAUUAAUCAAUAGUGCCAAAUCUAAAAAACUCUAUUUUAAAGAUAUAAAACUAUUAAACUGCAUAUUAUAAAAAUCUAUUUUCAUCUAUUUAAGUAAUGUAACACUUUCAGAAAUCAUUAUUGACGGAUUAUAAAUUGAAACUGAAUUUCAAAAUUCAUUAUUGCUUCAAUAUCUUAAUUCAAAAUAAAAUAAUAUUAAGAUGUCUUAGGUAUCGAUUCAAUCAAGAUUAUUAUAUUGUUACACAUGGUUGUAUUUUUAGAAUUAAAAUAUGAUAAAAUUAUAAAAUUUUAUCAUUUAGUAAUCAUACUUACUUGAAACUAUAUUACUUUUUUUAAGAGACAAUACCUAAGUUUCUGAUAUCUAAGCAUUUCAAAAUUAAUUAUAUUAGCACUCAAUUUUAUUUUAUUUUUUUAAUGGGUAUAGUGAAGAAAGUACAAAUCAAUUUACUAUUAGUAAUGUAUUAUUUUUAGAGAAUUAGUGUUAUAAUAAUUAUUGUCUUAUAUAUGCUGUUUAAGAUUAAGAAGCAUCUAUAAAUCAAAUUUUGUUAAAAUAAAUCUAAAUCCAUUUUAAUACAAGGUUAUUUUAAUGGGGUGUAGAAAAUGUAGACGAAUACGAAACUUUAAUUUAUUUAUCUCUUAAAACCAUAAUAAUAGAUGAUUUACAAUUGAAAGGAGAUUUUAUGUCUUAAUUAGAUAAAUAAAUGCCAAUCAAUUAAAUUCAUAUACAUAAUAUAGUCUCACUUCAAAUUACAUCUAUUAAAAUAAGUAAUUAAAAUUAACCAAGUGCCUCCUAUUUUUAUCAAUCUUAUAAAUGUUCUAAAUUAUAAUAAUCAUCUACAAGUAAUAAACCUCUACUAACGAUUCAAUCAUUCCAGAAUCUCAAAUUGAAUUUUAUCGAUAUAUUUAAUAUCAUUAAUUUCAAUGCACCAAUUAUCAAGAUUUUAUCAUAAAAUUCAUAUGUUUAAUAGUUAGAUGAGUAGAUACUUAUUCAAAAUAUUAAUUUCACAUCCAAUUUGCUAUUAACAACACAGUACUUUAACUCAAAAUCAAUUCUACAUAUAUAUAGUUAAUAGAAGCAAAAUAUUUAGAUAGAAAAUUUCUUAUCAUCAUACAACAUCCUACAUGAAUAUAUUUAAGAUUAUAGCAUAUCAUCUGCAAAUGUAUUACUAAUAGAAUCUCCAUAAAGUGAUGUUACAAUAAUCAAUUCAUAUUUUACAAGCAAUACUGUUAUUAAUUCGAGCAAUACUCAACUUUAAAUUUAUUGUGAUACUUUGUAAAUUAUUAAUUCAACCUUUAUAAAGCAUAAUCAGAUGGAUUAGAGUAUGAUUGAUGUAAUAUUUAAUAAAUAAUUUCUAAAUGACAUGGAAGUUAAGUAUUUUGAAUAACUGUAAAAUUAUUUUCCAAUUAUUUCUUAAACAGGAGUUGGUGAAUUUCAAUUUAGAAAUCUCAUCAUCUAAAACAUCGAAAUAAACUCUACAUAGGGUUAUUAAGGUGGAGCAUUCUCAUUAUAUCCAAAAAAUCAAGGAAUAAUAUAAGUAUCACAGUCAAAAUUUAUCAAUAUAAAAUCCUAAUUUUCACUUUUUGAUACUAAAGGAGGAUGUUUCUAUAUAUUAUUGCCUUCAUUUAAUGUAGAUAUUAUUAUUAACUAAUGCACUUUUUCCAAUAUUUGGACAUAAAACUAUGGAAGCAUUAUUUUUGUUGAAUCUGUUAUUGAUCAUCUUAUGAAUCUCAAAAUAGCGGACGUUUCCAUUACAAAUACAUUUAGUUUAUAAGGUUCAGUCAUCUAUUUGAAGUAAAAUAAAGUAGAUUUGAAUACUAUAAAUCAAAUAGUAUUUUAGAAUGUUGUAAUAGUUUAGGAAGAGGAAAAUUUUGUUGCCUAUUUAGCUGAAUACAUGACGAUUCCAGAUGAUUAAUUAAAUCAAUUUUAAGAGAAUAGAAGUUUAAUUUAUACAACCUAUUCUAAUGUAUCUUUAUAAAAUAUUUCAGUAAUGAAUAUAUUCUAAGAAAUGAUAUUAGAAUGUAAUUAAUGCGAAAAAAUUUUGAUUAAAAAUUUAUUCAUUUACAAAGGUAAAGAAACUUUUGCACUAUUUUCAAUUGUUUCAGAUUAAAAUUAGAUUAGUAUUUAUUUUUCUAACAUCUAAAUUCUCAAUAUAUCAAAUUAAAUUGAACUCUUUACAGAUUUAAAUUGUAAUUAAAAAAAAGAAAUUAUGAAUCUUGAAUCAAGUUGUUAUGCUUAAGAUCAUUAUUAAUAAGUUAAUUUGAAGAAUAAUAUCAUAUUUUAUUAUGAUAAUACUUAUUUACAAGUGCUUGGGAGAUGCAAUUUCAACAUUAUUUAUAGAUAAAUCUAGAAUGAAUAAUCAUUGAUACAUAUAUCAAUUUAAUCAAAAAUUUAAUAGUAGUUAAAAUUUUAAAAUUGUUUCUUUGAAGCAAUCUAAAUUUCAAAUGCUAUUAUUGGAUUAGCCAUUCAAACAAUUCCAUCAAAUUUUAUUAAAUUUAAACAAAUAUAUCUUUAAAAUAACACAUGUGGAUAGAAUGGAUGCAUAAGAUUGGAAUCAAAAGGAAAUUACCUAAAUAGAUUACUAUCAGAAUAGAGUGCACAAGAAUUUGAAACAUUUAAUUCUCAAAUUAAAAUUGAUUAAUUGUAUUGUUAUAAUAACAAUGCAUCGAAUGGAGUUUGCUUAAACAUUUAAAAUUUAUCUGUAUACAUAAUCUUCUCCUAAUUUCAUAAUAAUACUGCAUCUGAAUAUGGAGGUAGCAUUUAUUUUAAUUCUAAUUCAACAGAAUAGUAAUUGUUGUUUAAAUUUUGUUAGUUUUAUACUAAUUUAGCAUUUGUUGCCGGUGCUAUUUAUUCAAAUAAUAUUAUUAAUAGCAAAUGGAUUAAAGAAUAUAAUUAUUUGGAUAAAAAUCGGUGUAAAUCAUUUGGUUCUACAAUUGUUUAUCCCCCAAUGAAAUUAGGAGUUACUUUUGAUAACUACAACACUAUCUAUUAUCCAAUAACAUUACAUGAAGGAUAGAAUAUUAAAAUCGAUCAAAUUUAAUUCAAUAAAAGAUCUUAAUAAAAUUAUUUUAAUCUUCCUAGUGGGUGUGUAUUAAAUUCAUAUUAAACUGUUACUGAAGAUAAUCUAUAUAUCAAUAACAAUAUAACUUUUCGUUUGAUGGGAUUCGAUUAGAACGAUGAAAUUAUGAAAAACCUUGAAGAUUCAUCAUGUGUUAUUUAUGACAGAAUUGUAGAUUUACAAAAGGUAGAUACAUUAUUUUAAGUGUCUGAACUUAUUUAGACUUCAGUUAAUGUUAAAUCUAUUAAAUUUAAUAACUAGACAAAAGAUUAUAAUUUAGAUACUGUAGUAUUGAAUAGCAAAGCAAUUAAUAAUAUAACUUAUUGUUUACAGUUGAUCUUCUUUUGUCCAAGCAUACAAAGUAAGAUAUUUAAAUAAUCUCUUAGCAUAAAAAGUGAAUUCAGAGUAUCCUUAUAAUAUUAUUUCAACUCAUAAUCAAUAUUAUCUAUAGAUCAAUAUUGUUACCUUAGAUUGCUAAUUAGGUGAAAUUUAUAAUCAAUUAACAGGAGCAUGCCAAUAAUGUGAUGCUUCUCAAGGAUUUUAUUCAGUUUUACUUAAUUAAACUUUAUGCGAUGUUCAAGAUGAUACAACUACUGCAGAAGUUAAACCGGCAUCCCUUAAAUUACUGUAGGUAUGUAAAUAGAAUCUAAUUAAAUAGGGAUAUUGGAGACCGCAAUAUGAUAAUAGAUAUAUUACUUAAUGUUCGAAUAAGGUAGAAAAUUGUAAGGGAGGUUGGGAUGUAGGAUAUAAUUCAUGCGAAGAGGGAUACUUUGGAGCAUUAUGCGAAUAAUGUGACAUCUAUAAUAUGAGAGGAGAGGGUAGAUAUUCAAAUACCGAAUCUUAUUAAUGUGGAGGAUGCUAACCAGAUUAUUAGUCUGCUCUAUAUGCUAUUCUAUUGAAUCUUUGGUAUUUAGCUUUAAAUAUUUAAGGAAUUUAUUUUCUAUUAUAUUCUCCGUCAAAAGUUCACAGACUUCAAUUCUUAAUUAAGUGAAUAGAAAGAAUUAAAUUGCUGUAAGUACAUUUCUCAAGAUCUUUAUCAACUACUUCUAACUCUUAUUUGUAGUGUCAACCUUCCAAUUGCCAAUUCCUUAUUAGAUCACAAUAUUGUUAGGGUUUAUGGGAAAUCCUGUUAGAGUCAUCUCUUAUUCUUUAGAUUGCUCCUUAGUAGAUAAAAUUGCUAUAGAUAUCAUUUAUCUUAGGAUGAUUUAAUAAAUCUUAUACCCGUUUAUUUAUCUCUUUAUAAUGUCUACGGCCUAUUUAAUUUACGCUUUAUACAGCAAGAUUAAAAUUAAUUUUAGUUAUUUCUAUAUAGCCAUCUCCUAUUUGGUGUUGUAUUACAGUCCCUAAAUCCUAAGUAGUUUGAUUAACCUAAUGUCAUAUAGAGUAAUAUCGAAUAUCAGUUGGGUAUAAGCAGAUGUAUCCUUUUAAUAUGAUACAUAUAAGCAUUUUUAAUGGAUUUACAUUUUAUGCACUCCUUUGCUUAUAUUUUUGUUAAUCUCCAUCAGCAGUUUAUUUUUCUUACUUUUUAAAAAGAGAAACAAUUUAAAAAAAAUUAGAUCACUCUUAUAUUUGGGAUACUUGUAUUUAGAGUAUAAUACAAGCUCGUAUUUCUGGGAAUUCAUUAAGUUGAUUCUUAAGAUAUUGAUUGUAGUUGUUUUAACACUUUUGCAAGAAAGAAUUAUCAUUAAAGGAUGUAUUUGCUUUUUGAUACUUGCCUUAUAUAAGUCAUGUAUUUCAAAGUACAAACCUUAUAAGUUGAGAAAUAUCAAUAAUAUUGAUCAGUUGGCAUCCUUUGUGUGUUUAGUGUCUAUUUUAUUUGGAAUGUUGCUCCGUGUAGCUUAUGAAAUUUAAUUACAUAUCUUCCCAUACAUUAUCUAUUUUUUGUUAGCUUUUCUUAAUAUAGCUUUUACAUUAUACUUAUUGAAUUUGAUACUUCAAUCUUAUAUGAGGCAGUAUUCAGAACAAUUAGAUGAAGUUAAAGAAUUUAUUAAGAGAACGUUUCCCAAAUUAGAAAAAAUUAAAUUGUGUUAAAAACUAUUAUAAAAUUCUUCGAUUGUAAGGAAUAAAGCAAAAAUGGAUUUGAAAAGGAUAGCUUCAACUGUCAUUUAAAAAAGUCAGCAAUUAAAUAAAUCUAAGUUAUUAAUGUCCAAGCAGUAACAAGCAGCAUCUAUUGAAUCACGAAUUCAAAUGUAAACAGUCGAUGAUUAAAUGAAAACAAGCUUAUAAUUACUUUAGAAAAUUGACUUAAGAAGAGCAUUUUUCCAUAGACAAAGCUUAUAAAAUAUUUAGAAUGAAGAAAAUUGA